Molecule: messenger RNA, 938 nt
Organism: Neocloeon triangulifer
Lineage: Eukaryota; Metazoa; Arthropoda; Insecta; Ephemeroptera; Baetidae
Gene: Hsc20
Product: iron-sulfur cluster co-chaperone protein HscB
Exons: 4
Coding region: 173-892 (239 amino acids)
Biological process (GO): [2Fe-2S] cluster assembly; protein complex oligomerization
Cellular component (GO): mitochondrion
Molecular function (GO): protein-folding chaperone binding; ATPase activator activity
Source: RefSeq, a predicted model, not a curated record
AGUGGACGUAUUUUUAUGCACGCCCCUUACCCCUUUAAUUCAAAAAAAUCUUUGUUUUUGAAUUCUCUAAUACAUAAAGUAAAAUUACUAGACAAAGGAAUUUUCCGGUCAUGCCUACAAUUUAGGGCCCUAUUUUUCAGACUCGUAGCAUCGUCAGAAGUGUGUACGAAAAAUGUUCCUUCGUCACUCUGCCCGCGGUUCUCUUUCUCUGUUGCCACUCUUGUCAAAGUUGAUAUUUCCUGAAACAUUGGCACCAUCAUCGAGGAGCAGAGCGAUUUUCAAGGCUUCGAAAAUCACUUGUUGGCAGUGCGGAGCUGACAAACCGCUGGACAAUUUCUUCUGCAAAAAAUGCAGUGCCCUGCAGGAACCCGACCACACAUCGUCGUACUUUGACGUUCUCGGAGUUGAAAAGAAAUUUGACUUGAAAACUGCUGAGCUGACCAAGAAAUUCAGAAGCUUGCAAAGUCUUGUCCAUCCAGAUAAAUAUGGCAGAAAAUCUGAGAAUGAAAAAGAAAAUUCAGAAAACCACUCAGCCCUGCUCAACCAAGCAUACAAAACUCUAUUAAAACCAAUGGACAGAGGACUAUAUCUUUUAAAGUUGGAAGGCCUUUCUAUUGAGGAGGGAACGGUGCAAAUGGACUCUGAAUUUUUAAUGGAAAUCAUGGAAUUGAACGAGGAGCUAGAGUCGGCAAGCUCGAGUGAGGCUGUUUUAAAGUUAGCUGAGGCAAAUAACAAAGUGAUCAACCAAUACACCAAGUAUUUAGACAUCGAUGCUGCCUUCGAGGAGAAAAACUUGGAAAAGGCCAAGCAGCUGUUGACCAAAAUGAAAUACUAUUCUAGUUUUGAAGAAAAAAUCAAAGAGUUGAAACGAAACUUGGGUAUUGUUUCUUAAAUUGAUAAAUUUAGAGAAAAAUUAAAUUUUAUUGUUUGAACUAUAA